UGGUAGAAUGUUGAAGUUGGGAUAGUAAGGAUCCUACCAGGGGUUAUUCAUGUAGGAUGUUGGUAGAAAGUUGGUAGAAAGUUGAAGUUACAGAGCUACUUGUCAUCAGAAAGGUGAUCUCUCAGCAGAAUAUUUAAAUUACUUGACAUGUUCUGGUUGUGAAUUCAGGCUACAAGGGGUCAUUGCUCAAAAAUGAGUCUCUCUGGGGAGAGAGAGGAGGGCGGCCCUGCCUCUAAAAUGAGUCUCUCUGCGGAACAUGACACCAACGUUAAGAGCCCAAUCCAUCAGGAGAGACCAGACUCACCCAGCUGUCUGUCCAUGAAGAGUGACGGGUCUAUGGACCAUUUCUAUGAUUGCGAAGAUGGAGACUUUUCUGCAUUUACAGGUCCAAUCAAGCAGGAGAGACCAGCCUCCCCUGUACCCAGCUGUGUGUCCAUGAAGAGUGACAAGUCUAUGAAUCUACCUAUACAGUUUAGAGAGGGAGAUUUUUCUACUGAACAAAGAAACCAACAGGAGAGAUCAGAGUCAGAGAUUCUCAGUGGUCAGUCUUCCCAGAGUCAUCAAACAGACCUGGCCUCCAUAUUCAGUAUGCUUGAAGAUAAUAUUAUGACAUUUGUGAAGAACGAGCUGAAGAUGUUCAAGAGGAUUCUUAGUCCAGAACUCCCAGAAGGCUUUGAGAGUCAGAAGCAGGAUAAGGAAGUGGUGGAUGCUGAAGAUGAGAAGCAGGAGAGCAGUGCCAGAGAGGGGGCUCUGAAGAUCACACUGCACAUCCUGAGGAAAAUGAACCAGAAGGAGCUUGCUGACACACUGGAGAAAUAUUCAGAUGAGCUUGCUGUGAUUUGCCAACUUGAACUCAAAUCUAAUCUAAAGAAGAAGUUUCAAUGUGUAUUUGAGGGGAUCGCUAAACAAGGAAACCCAACACUUCUCAAUAAGAUCUACACAGAGCUCUAUAUCACAGAGGGUGGAACAGGAGAGGUCAAUAAUGAACAUGAGCUGAGACAGAUUGAGACAACAAACAGGAAAAAAGCAAGACCAGAGACUGCAAUCAAAUGUAACGACAUCUUCAAACCCUUAACUGGACAAGACAAACCUAUCAGAACUGUGCUGACAAAGGGAGUCGCUGGCAUUGGAAAAACAGUCUCUGUGCAGAAGUUCAUUCUGGACUGGGCUGAAGGAAAAGCAAAUCAGGAUGUCCAAUUUGUAUUUUCAUUCCCUUUUCGGGAGCUGAAUUUGAAGAAGGACAAACACACUUUCAUUGAACUUCUCAAUCACUUCUCAAUGGAAACCAAACAAUCAAUCUCCAACUACAACAUGUACAAAGUUCUGUUCAUCUUUGAUGGUCUGGAUGAGUGCCGACUGCCCCUAGACUUCCAGAAGAACAAGAUCUGUUGUGACGUCACAGAGUCAACCUCAGUGGAUGUUCUGCUGACAAAUCUCAUCAGGGGAAAUCUGCUCCCCUCUGCUCUCCUUUGGAUAACUACCCGACCUGCAGCAGCCAAUAAGAUCCCUUCAGAAUGUGUUGACCAAGUGACAGAGGUACGAGGGUUCAAUGACCCACAGAAGGAGGAGUACUUCAGGAAGAGAUUCAGUGAUGAGGACCUGGCCAGCAGAAUCAUCUCACACAUAAAGACAUCAAGGAGCCUCCACAUCAUGUGCCACAUUCCAGUCUUCUGUUGGAUUUCUGCAACAGUCCUUGAACACAUGCUGAAACAUAAGAGAGAAGAGAUGCCCAAGACUCUGACUGAGAUGUACACACACCUUGUGGAGUUUCAUACCAAACAGAAGAAUGAAAAGUAUCUUGGGAAAGAAGAGACAGGUCCACACUGGAAUAAAGAGAGCAUUCUGUCACUGGGAAAACUGGCUUUUCAACAGCUUGUGAAAGGCAAUCUGAUUUUCUAUGAAGAAGACCUGAAAGAGUCUGGCAUUGAUGUUAAUGAAGCCUCAGUGUACUCAGGAUUGUGCACACAGCUCUUUAAAGAGGAAUGUGGGCUGUACCAGGACAAGGUGUACUGCUUUGUUCAUCUGAGCAUUCAGGAGUUUCUGGCUGCUGUAUAUGUGUGCCUCUCAUUCAUCAACAACAAUGAGAAUCUAAUGGACAAACUGAAAACAAACGACGAGCCUGAAAUUGCUUUCUACAAGGGUGCUGUGGAUAAAGCCUUACAAAGUGAGACGGGAAACCUGGACCUUUUCCUUCGCUUCCUUCUGGGCCUCUCACUGGAGUCCAAUCAGAAGCACUUACGAGGUCUACUGACAAAGACAAGAAGCAGCUCACAGAGCCAUGAAGAAACAAUCAAGUACAUCAAGGAGAAGAUCAGGGAGAAUCCCUCUCCAGAGAGGAGCAUCAAUCUGUUCCACUGUCUGAAUGAACUGAAUGACCAUUCUCUAGUGGAGGAGAUCCAAAGAUACCUGAGAUCAGGAAGUCUCUCUAGGUUCAAACUGUCACCUGCACAGUGGUCAGCUCUGGUCUUUGUGUUGCUGACUUCAGAAAAGGUGCUGGAUGUGUUUGACCUGAAGAAAUACUCCAGAUCAGAGGAAGGUCUUCUGAGGCUGCUGCCAGUGGUCAAAGCCUCCCGAGCUGUUCUGCUGUCAGGCUGUGGAGUCACAGAGGAAGGCUGUGCUUCUCUGGUCUCUGCUCUGGAGUCA
Oncorhynchus kisutch (coho salmon) is the source of this 2643-nucleotide messenger RNA. Its product is annotated as NLR family CARD domain-containing protein 3-like. The annotation marks the transcript as partial. The record is from RefSeq and is a predicted model, not a curated record. Lineage: Eukaryota; Metazoa; Chordata; Actinopteri; Salmoniformes; Salmonidae. The transcript is spliced from 8 exons.